AUGUCCGCCGCACAGACUAACCCACUUCCUGUGCUUGGAAGGACUAUGAGCCUGCUCACACGCGCCCUGGCACCGCGGCCACCUGCCAUGGCCAAGCCACCGCCAGAGGAGGAGAAAGGACGUUCUUGCAUAGUAUGUACCGACUCACCAGACGACCCGCUGGAUCUUGUCAGGCCUUGUCGAGCCUGCAACAACGACUACUGCAAGACUUGUCUGUCGGCUAUGUUCGAGGGGGCCACGAACGACGCUACAAGGAUGCCGCCUCGUUGUUGCGUCUUCCUUCAAAUUCAUACGGCAUACCUCCCGGACGACGUCGCCACAAAAUAUCGAGACCGUUUCGAGGAGUGGAUCACGCGAGACAAGACUUACUGCCCGUCACCAAAAUGCUCGGCCUUCAUCCCAGAGCGGCUACUACGAGUCAAUGCGAGUGAUGAGAAGGCAGCGUCCAUACAAGAAGUCAUGCUUUCGGUCCUGCACACGGUCACCAAGAGUCCCCAUUCCCGCUUCUUCCGUGGAGAGCUUCCCAUCACCGAGCAGACUGGAAAUACUAAUGUGGUGGCUGAAUACAUGGACCUGACUAUCAUCCGCGAACGUGUCGAGUCUGGUGUCUACGAUAGCACAGUAGACAUGGAACCCGACAUGCGCUUGAUUGUCAGCAAUGCGAAGAAGUAUCAUGGCUCGAGACAUCCUGUAGCCCUGACGGCCAACUCCUUCCUGGAGACGUUCACGCAGGCCCUUACAGCGACAGUUGACAAACUUGUACAUUUCACGACUCUGGAUCCUCCCCAAGAUCAUACUAUUGAGCAUGGGAGUGCACCUUGCGACACAACUGCACAGGACCACGAGCUUGCAAUGUUGGAGCAAUUUCGCUACAAACGUUGUCCUUUGUGCAAGCACGCCGUCAAGAAGAUGUAUGGCUGCAGCCACAUGCAAUGUAUUUGCGGCGCGCACUGGUGCUACCACUGUCAGAAGUCCAUCAACGAGUGUGAUGGAGGCUGCGUUGACCAUGCAGAAGAUAGUGAAGCUGAAGAAGCAGAGGAGAAUUUUGACGACGAAGAUGUAGAUGACGAAGACGAAGACGAGGAGGAUGAAGAGAACGAGGAGGACCCUAAGCCAGAUAACAUGAUCACCGUCGUGGGCGAGCAUGACGGUAGCGACACUAAUUCUCCGCCACUGCCGACAGCCGCAGAGAUGAACAAGAACCCAACGCCCAUCACAGCACCAUCUCUACCCCCAGGACAACUUCACAGGAUCGUGAACCUGGAUGCGGGAGGCGAGGCACGAUGGGCCAAUGCUCCUAUGAAUUUCGGCGACGAACCAGAGGAAGACAGCAUUGAUCAGAUCUGGUCCUGCCCUCACUCGCUUCUGCCAUACAUGCUCCGGACCUCUGAAGACGGUGUCAAUCGUGGUGACGUGAGUACGAUGGAGUGCAAUAGGUGUUUCUGCAUUGUGCGGCCCCAGCCUACAAAUCCGGGCACCGCGAGCGUUGGCCCUGAGAUACACCCUCCGGCGUGUUAUGCUCCACUUCUGGAGAUCUCCAAGGAUGCUGGGCUAAAGCUGGAAGAAGUGGGCGACAUGGCUAUGGAGUGUUCCUGGUGCUACUUGGUGCUAUGCGAGAAGUGCUCGGAAAAGGCUCAGCCGAAUCGAAAUGGCUGA
Recurvomyces mirabilis is the source of this 1656-nucleotide messenger RNA. RefSeq lists its product as uncharacterized. The transcript is spliced from 2 exons. The coding region runs from base 1 to 1656 and encodes 551 amino acids. NCBI's taxonomy places the organism in Eukaryota, Fungi, Ascomycota, Dothideomycetes, Mycosphaerellales, Teratosphaeriaceae. The record is from RefSeq and is a predicted model, not a curated record. Gene Ontology annotation, biological process: positive regulation of proteasomal ubiquitin-dependent protein catabolic process; protein polyubiquitination; ubiquitin-dependent protein catabolic process. Gene Ontology annotation, cellular component: cytoplasm; ubiquitin ligase complex. Gene Ontology annotation, molecular function: ubiquitin protein ligase activity; ubiquitin conjugating enzyme binding.